AUGGAAGUGAAAGAGAAGCAGUGUACUGAUCCUAUUCUAUUACAUCGUAAGGAGAAUGUACAACAUGGUAUGACAAAGGCAUUAGAGCUUACACAAGCGGGAGUACUUCAACGUCAAAACAUAUUAUGUGUACCUAAUGUAAAUGAACUAAGAAAUAGGAUCAUGAUGGAAGAAGAUAAUUCAAGAUAUUUUGUUCAUCCGGGGUCAACUAAAUUGUAUCAUGACUUGAAAGAAAUGUAUUGGUUGGGUGACAUGAAGAAGAACAUUACAAAAUUUGUGGUUCAAUGUCCAAAUUGUCAACAAGUAAAAGUAGAGCACCAAAAGCCCGGAGGUUAUAUGCAGAGUAUAGAACUUCCAAUUUUGAAAUGGGACGUGUUCAACAUGGAUUUUGUAACUGGUUUGCCUCGUUCAUUUCGGAAGUUUGAUUACAUACAGCUUGAGCUCGCCAAGUGCACUAGGCGACUCACCAAGCGCACCCUUUGCUCACCCUUUGUUCCAGUGACUCACUCAAAGGCUGGUCAUUGGGCUAUGGAGGGGGAGAAGGGCGACACCCUAACCAGCAUGGCGAGCUCCUCUUUAGAUCGACCUUUGGUCCAGUAG
Molecule: messenger RNA, 600 nt
Organism: Solanum stenotomum
Lineage: Eukaryota; Viridiplantae; Streptophyta; Magnoliopsida; Solanales; Solanaceae
Exons: 2
Coding region: 1-600 (199 amino acids)
Source: RefSeq, a predicted model, not a curated record